Didymosphaeria variabile is the source of this 1614-nucleotide messenger RNA. It is a transcript of the gene TIF3, whose product is annotated as Eukaryotic translation initiation factor 4B. Lineage: Eukaryota; Fungi; Ascomycota; Dothideomycetes; Pleosporales; Didymosphaeriaceae. Bases 1 to 1614 code for a protein of 537 amino acids. Gene Ontology annotation, molecular function: RNA binding. The transcript is spliced from 6 exons. The record is from RefSeq and is a predicted model, not a curated record.
AUGGGUCCGAAAAAGCAGCAGAAAAUGUCCCUGGGGGACUUUCUGGGCGACCAAUCACUCGGAUCAUGGGCUGAUGAAAUGGAGGAUAUGCCCGUCAAUGGCGGCGGCGGCGGCUAUGGAGGAGGCGAGAGGCGCACUUUCAGCUCCGCUGGCGGUGGAUUCGGUUCCGACCGCGGCGCAGGCGGUGGUGGCUUCGGUGGUAGCGACCGCCUUGGAGGCUACGCUGUGCGCGAGGAACUCCCUCUUCCUUCCAGGCCCCCGUAUACGGCCCAUCUGGGUAACCUCUCUUUCGAUGCUACCGAGGGCGAUAUCAACGACUUCUUCACCGACUGCGAGGUCACCAAUGUUCGCAUUGUGGAGGACAAGCUCGAGCGAAAGCCGAAAGGCUUCGGAUAUGUUGAAUUCGGCAGUGUCGAUGGCCUGAAGAAGGCGCUCGACCUGUCUGGCACGCAAUUCCAAGGCAGAAAUAUCCGAGUUAGCGUUGCUGAACCUCCCAAAGACCGUCCCGAACAAAAGGAUAUGUCCGACUGGACCCGAAGGGGUCCUCUACCUGACCUUCCCGGUCAGCAGCGCCGUCCGUCUGAGCGCGGUGGAUAUCGCCAGUUCGACGAAGGAUCCGAUGCAGGUGGUGAGCGGAGACGCCCCCCUCCAUUCAGCAGCGAUGGCAAGGAGCGCGAUUUCGGCAACUGGGAGCGCAAGGGUCCGCUUUCUCCUGUUCCCCAAACGGGGCCUAUGAGGGAAGGUGGCCGUGUGCGCAGCAACGACGGUCCCCGCGAGCGACGACAGUCUCCCGCUUGGGGUGAGGGACGCUCCAACGACGGUUCUCGUCCUCCGCGUCGCGAGUUCUCUGACCGACCUCAACAUGACCGUCAGCCCACUGCUCCUGAGCUCGACAACCAGUGGCGAACUAAGAUGCGUCCGGACGCUCCAGUCAAGUCGCCCACAGCUACGCCUGAUGCUAGCACUCCUUCGUCUCCCGCGCCUCAACCUGCCGCUCCGGCAACUCGCCCCAAGCUCAACCUCGCUAAGCGAACUAUCUCGGAGGCACCCCAGACUCCCUCGGCCGCCGCCCAAUCUGACUCCAAGUCCAACCCAUUUGGCGCUGCUAGACCCAUUGACACCGCUGCUCGUGAGCGUGAAAUUGAGGAGAAGAGGCAACUGGCUAUCCGUCAGAAGAAGGAGUCUGACGACAAGGCUCGCGAGGAGCGGAAGGCUAAGGAUUCCGCCGAGAAGAGUGUCUCCUCCCCGAAAACCGAGGCACCAUCUACCCCCUCAACUGAAAAGACUGAGAAUGGGAACGAGGAGAAGCCGCGUGCCAACUUUGAGAUUCUACAACGUGUAGGAGAGGAAGCUGAUGUCCCUCCAGAGGUUGAAGCUGCCGACGCACCUGCGAACGAUGAUGUUGUUGACGACAAGAAUGUAAAGCCGAAGGAAGUAGUGCGUGAUACCAAGCAGGACAACUCUUGGAGACGAAAGUCUAGCACGCCUGCGGCAUCCACACCUACCACAACAGAGAGCAUGGACGAUGACGGUUGGAGUACCGUCACUAAGCCUACGAAGAAUCCGAGGGGCGGAAAGGGCCGCGGUGGCCCAGCUCGCGCCAUUGCCUCCUAA